CGAGGACGAGCCGAGGGACGCCGCCGGCGGGAAGCGCUCGCCGCGGAGGUGGCGAGCAUGGAGGACGCCUUGCCUUGCCUCGCUGCCGCCUGCGAGCCCGCCGCGCUCCUCGGCUUCUGCACCGAUGACAGCAUCUCAGCUGCAAGCACCUCUGAUGUCCAGGACCGACUUUCAGCCCUAGAACUGCGAGUGCAGCAGCAAGAAGAUGAAAUCACUGUGCUGAAAGCAGCGUUGGCCGACGUGCUGAGACGUCUCGCUAUCUCCGAAGACCAUGUAGCUUCUGUGAGAAAAUCGGCAACAAGUAAAAGUCAGCCCAGCCUUCGAGAAGCUAUCUCAAUGUCCUGUAUAACCAACGGGAGUACGGGAAGCAGGAAAACAAGCCAUGGUUCUUCUUUAUCUAUUGCCAGAAAAGAAACACUUUCAUCUGCUGCAAAAAGCGGUACAGAAAAAAAGAAGGAAAAAGCUCCAGGACAGAAAGAAAAAAAAGAGGAAUCUCAUCCUAAUGAUCCAAAUCCACAAACUCAAGCAUCACCUUCUCCCCAGCCCUCCUCCCAGACUCUCCAAACACACAGGCAAACGCAAGAAAGCAAGGGUUCUGCUCCAGCUAAAAGUAUAAAGCAACACUUUCCCGCUGAAAAACCUCACAGUGCGUGGGAGAGCUCAGAUGACAGUCAGAACAAACCGUUGAGAGCAGCACCUAAGCUAAUAAGCCCAGCGGUAAAGCACGUCGACAAGCACAAGGAUGGUACGGUCAGCCAAGCAAAAAUGUCAACUCGUGAAAAAAACAGCCAAGAGGGAGAAUAUAUCAAGAUGUUCAUGCGGGGUCGACCAAUCACAAUGUUCAUUCCUUCUGAUGUAGAAAACUAUGAUGACAUCAGGACAGAGCUGCCUCCUGAAAAGUUAAAACUGGAGUGGGUAUAUGGGUAUCGUGGAAGAGACUGUCGAGCCAAUGUUUACCUCCUUCCUACCGGAGAAAUAGUGUAUUUCAUAGCAUCGGUAGUGGUACUAUUCAACUACGAUGAGAGAACUCAGCGACACUACUUGGGUCAUACAGACUGCGUUAAAUGUCUUGCAGUUCAUCCAGACAAAAUUAAAAUUGCAACAGGACAGUUAGCUGGAGUGGAUAAAGAUGGAAGGCCUCUGCAGCCCCAUGUUAGAGUGUGGGACUCGGUGAGCCUGGCGACGCUGCAGGUCAUCGGCCUCAGGACUUUCGAGCGUGGCGUGGGCUGCUUGGACUUUUCCAAAGCGGAUUCUGGUACUCAUCUGUGUGUAAUUGAUGACUCUAAUGAGCAUAUGCUCACUGUAUGGGAUUGGCAAAAGAAAUCAAAAGUAGCAGAAAUAAAGACUACAAAUGAAGUUGUACUUGCUGUAGAAUUCCACCCAACUGAUGCAAAUACCAUAAUAACAUGUGGCAAAUCUCAUAUAUUUUUUUGGACGUGGAGUGGCAAUUCAUUAGCAAGAAAACAAGGGAUAUUUGGGAAAUAUGAAAAACCCAAAUUUGUUCAGUGUUUGGCUUUUUUGGGAAAUGGUGAUGUACUCACUGGAGACUCAGGUGGGAUAAUACUUAUAUGGAGCAAAACUACUGUAGAAUCUACUCCAGGAAAAGGACCUAAAGGAGUAUAUCAGAUAAGCAGGCAAAUCAAAGCCCAUGAUGGCAGUGUGUUCACACUCUGUCAGCUGAGGAAUGGGAUGCUGCUAACUGGAGGUGGGAAAGACCGCAAGAUCAUCCUGUGGGAUCAUGAUCUGAAUCCCGAAAGGGAAAUCGAGGUUCCUGAUCAGUAUGGAACAAUCAGGGCAGUAGCAGAAGGAAAAGCAGAUCAAUUUUUAGUGGGUACUUCACGCAACUUUGUUCUGCGGGCAACAUUUAAUGAUGGUUUCCUGGUAGAGGUACAGGGGCAUACAGAUGAACUCUGGGGACUGGCAUCCCAUCCUUUCAAAGAUUUAUUUUUAACAUGUGCUAAAGAUAGACAAGUUUGUUUGUGGAAUUCUGUGGACCACACACUGGAAUGGACCAGGCUGCUAGAUGAACCUGGGCACUGCGCUGACUUUCACCCAAGUGGGACAGUGGUAGCAAUCGGAACACACUCUGGAAGGUGGUUUGUUUUGGAUGCAGAAACAAGGGAUCUGGUUUCAAUACACACUGAUGGCAAUGAACAGCUCUCAGUGAUGCGCUACUCAGUAGAUGGCACCUUACUUGCCGUUGGAUCCCAUGACAACUUGAUUUACCUCUACGUAGUAACAGAAAAUGGAAGAAAAUAUAGCAGAUAUGGAAAAUGCAGUGGACAUUCCAGCUAUAUUACACACCUUGACUGGUCCCCGGACAACAAGUAUAUAAUGUCAAACUCAGGAGACUAUGAAAUAUUACACUGGGACAUUCCAAGUGGCUGUAAGCAAGUCAGGAAUCGUUCUGACUGUAAGGAUAUAGAUUGGACGACAUACACUUGUGUGCUAGGCUUUCAAGUGUUUGGAGUUUGGCCUGAAGGAUCAGAUGGGACAGACAUAAAUGCCCUUGUCAGAUCCCAUAAUCGAAAAGUGAUAGCAGUUGCUGAUGAUUUUUGUAAAGUCCAUCUCUUUCAGUAUCCCUGUUCCAAGCCAAAGGCCCCAAGUCACAAAUACAGCGCUCACAGUAGUCAUGUGACAAAUGUCAGCUUUACCUAUAAUGAUGGCCACUUGAUUUCAACUGGAGGGAAAGACAUGAGUAUUAUUCAAUGGAAACUUGUGGAGAAGGUAACUCUACCACAAAAUGACAUUGUAGUAGAAAUCGGUGCAAACAAAGUGCCCACCCCUGCCAGUGAAAACGCUGUACAGUCUCCUGCACCUCUCCCACAGCCUUUUAAUGAAAUAAAUCAAAAUGAAAGUGUAACUGGCAGCUCUCCAGCUUCCUUGGAGAGCAACUUGGAGCAGUCUGCGGAGGCCAGCGAAGAGCAGAGCGAGGAGCAAAGCGACGGGAGCAGCCUGGAUCCUGCGGAGCCAGGCUAUGAAGAACCAUCCAAUGAGACAAGUGAGGAGCACAGUGAAUCCACUCUAACUGAAGAGCAGCAGGAUAACUCACCGGUGUCUUAACACUUCCAACUUGGAUGGCUUUUAUCUUCCCUUGGUGUGCAUUACUUCAUUAAGGGGUGAGGGUUCAAAUAGGGAGAAGUAGCGGAGAUUCAUGACCACACCAGCUUUUGAGUUUCAGUGAGAUUUUUAGUCUGACCUUCAGUUCAAUAUGUGGAACCAUCUCAAGGGCCCAGCUUCAUGGUUUGUGUCAAGGCCUGGUCAAAGUUAGUAGUGGACAUUACCAUAGAUUCAUUCAUCUUAAUUCUGAAAUUGUGGUCAGGAAGUGGCAUGAAAUACAUACUGGAAAAAAAAAAAGAGCUAGCUCUAAGAAGUAGAGCUUUUUUGACCACCUUUCCUGUGUGAGAGUGUUUCCUAAAAGAACUAAACCAAACAGAAACACUGGGUGAUUCCAGUUGAGUAGUAGUAUGCUGCUUUUUCCAGGUGUGAGGACAAACAGAAACCUGAAAAGCUCUGUGUAGAGCUGUUUUCCUUCAUUUUUUCCUAACGAGAAAAAGAGAGGAAAAACAGUGUAACGACACCAUGUGCGUCAAUGCCAUCUUGAUCUAACAUAUAUGCAAUUUUCUGACACUACUAAUUCUUAAUAGAGUCUGGACACACUCACAGUUGGUCUGCCCUGGGUGCUGCUAUUUCUGAAGCAAAUCCUAUUGAGGAACGGUGGUGGUUGUUCCAUCUUACAGACCAUUUAAUAACAGACUAACCAGAUACCGGUGUGUUUCACUUGUUCAUGACCUGAAAGUCGAUUUGAGUUGUAGGUUGUGUUGUAAUUGUUUCUUCAAAGAAUUGCUUGCCUCGAGAGUCUGAAACCUAAGAGAGUCUUUACAGUGACCUUAAUGUGAACAGCAGAGAAUGCGUGGCAAGAACAGUCAGGUGGGUUCUAGAGUUAAACUUCAAGCCUUCAAGCAGAACUUGCUCCAUCCCUAGUAGGAGAAAUAGAAAUGCAGUUAAAUUAUUAAAUUGGUGCUUGGGAUUAGCAUAUUAAAAUGUUUUUUUGGGGGGGGAGGUGUAGAGGGGGCGGAAAGGAAGGGGUUGUCUUUUUUCUUUUUUUUUCUGGCUCCUUAGCAGUUGUGUUAUAAGUAUACAGGCAUACGGUAAUUUAGAUGAUGUGAUUUUUUUCAGACUUGCUGAUCUAUCAUUUCUGUGAUUUCCUCCCCCCACCCCCAGUUGCUCUAAGCCAUGCAGCUCUCAUGUGGCUAUUCCUGGCCAGUUACGGGAUAUCUUGGCAUUUGUUAUGCAUUUGGAAAGUAAUUUUUUUAUGAAGUUUGUCAGAUAGCUACAGUUUUUUUCUUAAGUGCAUAUGUUUCCUACUUUAAAAAGGUAUAGAUUUACUGACAGAUAUCCAUUUCCUAUGUACUUGUUUAUAUUUUGAUUACAUAGAAUUUUCUUUUUUUUUUAACUUGCUGCAUUGUGCUGAUAUUUUAGUUUUUAGUUAGAGUAUCAUGUGUAGAAACUUUGGAUGAGUUCAUAAGUCUUAAUUAUGCAAGCGUUUACGUGAUUGUGCCAUUCCAAAGUGCAUCAAAACUGUCAUUCCCUUACUAGUGUCUUCUCAGGAGAAAUGCUACAGAUCAGGUAUUUAGUCAUCAUUCGGAAAGAUAAAAACAAAUGGACUCCCAAAGGACAUUUUAGAACAUUUAUAUAUAAAAUAUAUAAAUAUAUAUAUACACACACACACAUAUAUAUAAAAUAUCCUCUUGUUUACAACAGUUCCAGAAACCUCAAAGUAGUUCCCUUCUGAUGAAGGGAGGUAUGGAUUCCAAGCAACCCAUCUGUUUAAACUGUGCUCUGUACAUAGUGUUUUACUGGAGGGCUCUAGUAUGCCUGACUUGCAAAUUUGCCAAAUAAUAGCAAUGAAAGAUAACGUUCAGAUCAUCAAAAUACAUGGUUCCAAAUGGGGAAUAUGCUGUAGGUAUAGAAAAAUCCUAGUAAAGGAAAAAAAAAAGGAUUUUAGAGCUAAUGAGGCACAGAGCUCUCUCUGAUUUUUAUGAACUCCAAGUAAGCAACACAUUUCAUUUGGAACAUCAGUCGCCUGGGGUUGCCAUAUAAAGUGAGAGUUAUAGUUGUGAUAUUCUUGUGUUUGUAGUUCAGAAGACUCUACUAAUAUGCAAAAAGCCUUACAGCUUUCAAUUGCUGGCAACUACUGUUUAACAAAUAAUUAAAUC
Nothoprocta perdicaria is the source of this 5219-nucleotide messenger RNA. It is a transcript of the gene EML4, whose product is annotated as echinoderm microtubule associated protein like 4. Gene Ontology annotation, molecular function: microtubule binding. The record is from RefSeq and is a predicted model, not a curated record. Gene Ontology annotation, biological process: microtubule cytoskeleton organization. Bases 58 to 3063 code for a protein of 1001 amino acids. Gene Ontology annotation, cellular component: mitotic spindle. The transcript has 24 exons. NCBI's taxonomy places the organism in Eukaryota, Metazoa, Chordata, Aves, Tinamiformes, Tinamidae.